AUGAUUUAUUGCACCUACUACAUCACGGACUCGACCUUCCAGCAGUUGUUGCUUUCGCAACGCAAACUCGAAAGUAUUCAAGUUGAUACUACGUUUACGAAUCUUGACCAGACAAGCGACUCUCACUUUCUGUUUCACGACUAUCACUCAUGGACAGCCUCGAUGAUGUCCGAAGUGAAGCAGAUAAAAUUUGAUAUCGGUAUGGAGGAGGAUGGACAAGCCGAGGAGACCUUCAGAAUCUUGCGCAAAGCCUUCGAUGAAUGCCCACGACUAGAAAACCUCAUAUUGAUCGACCCAAUGGCGUUCCAAGACUCUCUACAGGAUAUACUCUCCUACGCAACUGGAGGCCAACUAUUCUUCCAACUCACAUCUGUGACCUUCGAAGGAUUAAAUCUCGUGCCAGAUCGCUCACGGCCAUUCUGUCACAACUUUAACAUCACGAACUUGCAGCAGAUGAAUCUUAAGUUAUGCGAAAAUGUUAUUCAAUUUCUGGACAGCCUGACCAAGUCCUACUCUGAGAUGUCUGGGGCGCUGAAGGUGCUGUCAAUCGAGCUGCUAGAAGACGAUCCUACGCCAUUGGAAACCACAAGCUCUAUUGAGGGGUUUCUCAAAGCCUGUCCCAAACUUAAGGACCUCUGUCUAGUGCUUGCUACAUGCCCCCUUGUAGGCAAAGACUAUCUCUUGUCUCACGCGGACACACUGCGUUCGCUUGUCGUUAGCACCUGGGGGCCUGAGCAGCGCGUAUACUCAAAACAGGAUCUAGGAAGCAUCUUAAAGGCCUGCAAAAGGCUUAAAUGUCUCGCGAUCAACUUCCCGCGGAUCAGGCUGGGGUCUGUCACCAAGCCAGGUCGAGAUCUCCGCUUCAAUGAGAGUGAAGAGGGCGCCGAGGGCCUUCUGUCCUACAAUUCAGUCAUGCAGAGCUUUGCCAACCAGGUCUUUCGCUACAUGGCGCAGCACGGCACAUCUUUAAAGGUCUUUCACGUCGAAGCUGAGAGUGUGUUUGGAAAUUCAGCAGACCUGACCGUUGUUCCGGUGUUUCAUAGCUGGCAUGAUUUCACUCACAUCAGCGGAAAUGUCCAAGACGGAUCUGGCAUUGAUGUAGCAGUGCGAGUGCCAUUGGAGGCUGCGCGCAGAGAGUUUCCCAGCGACUUCAUCAUACAGAACUUUGCCAGAAAAGGAUCGCAUAUCUAG
Molecule: messenger RNA, 1191 nt
Organism: Alternaria postmessia
Lineage: Eukaryota; Fungi; Ascomycota; Dothideomycetes; Pleosporales; Pleosporaceae
Exons: 2
Coding region: 1-1191 (396 amino acids)
Source: RefSeq, a predicted model, not a curated record